CUAUCCCAUGGGCUAUGCUCUACUGAGCUAUGGGGUUUGCCCUCCUUUGCAGUCACCAUGAGAUCUGUCUAGCUGACAUCCCCAGUUGCUCUUUGGUAAUGCCUCUUUUUAAGGAAAGCUGUGUUCAACAGCCAAAGGGACAGAGAAAUGAGGCAAUCUUUCUUUCUUCUUCUUUUUUUUUCCCCUCAGGCUGGGCGUUGAAAUUUCAGGCUCACAUAUACGUUAUAUGAGUUCUUCUAUGCAUCAACAGCCCCAGCAAAAUGAGCCAGUUUUAAAUUGCAGAAGCUGAGGCAUGGGAGGGACUCUAGGAUUUAGAGCUGUGGCGCCUAAAGAGGAAUAGAAGACAGAUGAUAUGCAAAGACAAAGAAAGAGAGGAAGUUGCUUAGGAGUUUCGUGAGAUUUUUAUGUGCUUCUUAUAAGGUGCUUUGCCUAUCAUCUAAAACUGUGAGUCAGGAAUUUGAAGGAAAACCAUGUUUAGGAAAACCCAAAAAUACAUGUCUAGAGUUAUGAUCCCUGCCAGGUUUGGCAAUUUCUAAACACUUGACCCUACACCAAUACUUGGCUCCAUAGCUUCUUAAGCGACUCUAUGAUAAAAAAAAAAAUAAGAAGUUGCAAAAUACAAUUUUUCAACCCUGACAAUAAAAUAAAUCUAACACCAGAAAAAUCAAAUGGUGUGUUAGCAGACUUCUAACGUCACAUCCUAUCGUGGGCCUGCUCCUCUAAUAGAUAUCAAAGGGUUAGAUCGAGGGUGGGUUCUGUUUAGAAUCAUUCAUACAGAUGAUCAAUGGUCUGUGUCGCUGUCUUGCAUUAAAGCAGGUGGCUAGGGAGAACUUGUGCACGAAAGCAGAGUUCAACAGCUGGUAGUUAGAGGCUCACAGGAAGCGGUGACUUGUGGGUUUGCCUUUCCUUUCUGAUGAGUUAUAUAGACGUAGCGCGAACACUUCCCUUCUUGGGGGAGCAGAGAGAUUUGGUCAACCUGCUUAGUGAAGCCUCGGAAGAAAAAGGUCUAAGAAUAUCGGAACUUUUCAAAUAUUUUAUGACUCAAUAUCAAGGCAUACGAUGAGCUUCCGAGGAAAGGAAUUUUGGAAGAAGAGGCGGACAGUGAAGAGAGUGAACCCAGAAGGAAUCCACAGGGUUAGUGCUCAGGAAAAACCCAGACUUUUGGAGCCUUUGGAUUAUGAAACUGUCAUUGAAGAACUUGAAAAGACCUAUCGGAACGAUCCUCUUCAAGAUCUUCUCUUCUUCCCCAGUGAUGACUUCUCAACAGCCACGGUUCCUUGGGAUAUCCGAACGCUGUAUUCAACGGUACCGGAAGAGGCAGAGCACAAAGCAGAGAGUUUGCUGGUAAAAGAGGCUUGUAAAUUCUACAGUUCCCAGUGGUACGUGGUAAACUACAAAUAUGAACAAUAUUCUGGAGACAUUCGACAGUUAUCCCGAGCCGAACACAAGCCAGAGAAGCUUCCUUCACAUUCCUUUGAGGUUGACCAUGAAGAUGCUGAUAAGGACGAAGAUACCACAUCCCACUCAUCUUCCAAGGGCGGUGGAGGAACCGGAGGCACGGGCGUGUUCAAGUCAGGCUGGCUCUACAAGGGGAAUUUCAACAGCACUGUGAACAACACUGUCACGGUCCGGUCAUUCAAAAAGCGCUACUUCCAGCUGACUCAGCUGCCAGAUAACUCCUACAUUAUGAACUUUUACAAAGAUGAAAAGAUAUCCAAAGAACCCAAAGGCUGCAUCUUUUUGGAUUCCUGCACAGGUGUGAUACAGAAUAACAGGCUGAGGAAAUAUGCCUUUGAAUUGAAAAUGAACGACCUGACCUAUUUUGUGCUGGCAGCUGAAACCGAGUCAGAUAUGGACGAGUGGAUUCACACACUCAACCGCAUCCUGCAGAUCAGUCCUGAGGGGCCACUCCAGGGAAGGAAGAGCGCAGAGCUUGCUGAGCUGGGGCUGGAUCCAUUGGAUAAUUCUGUGACUUGUGAAUGUACACUGGAGGAAACAGAUUCUUCAGAGAACAGCCUACAUCCUGACUUUGCAAAAUACCUCACAGAAACUGAGGACACGGUCAAAACAACGCGAAACAUGGACAGGCUCAAUCUGUUCUCACUGGACCCAGACAUAGACACACUGAAGCUUCAAAAAAGGGACCUUUUUGAACAUGAGUUUGGGAUCAAACCCUUUGAAGAGAAAGCUGCCAAGAGGAUCAUGAUCAUCUGUAGAGCUCUCAACUUGAAUCUUCAGGGAUGUGUUACAGAGAACGAAAAUGACCCUGUAACCAAUAUUGAGCCUUUUUUUGUGAGUGUGGCGCUUUAUGACCUCAGAGAUAGCCGGAAGAUCUCCGCCGAUUUCCACGUGGAUCUGAAUCACCCUGCUGUCCGGCAGAUGCUCUCCGCGACGCCACCGGCCUUGGAAAACGGCAGCAUGGACACUGGGGGCACACCAAGACAAUCAGAAGAACCUCACAUAAAGGGCAUUCCAGAGGAGUGGUUAAAAUUCCCAAAGCAGGCUAUAUUCUCUGUGAGUGAUCCACACUCUGAAAUUGUUUUGGUGGCCAAAGUCGAAAAAGUCUUAAUGGGAAACAUUGGAAGUGGUGCAGAACCUUAUAUUAAGAACCCAGAUUCCAACAAGUUUGCACAAAAAAUACUCAAAUCCAAUAGGCAGUUCUGCAGCAAAUUGGGGAAAUAUCGGAUGCCAUUUGCUUGGGCCGUGAGAUCUGUAUUUAAGGACAACCAGGGAAACGUGGACAGAGACUCAAGAUUUUCUCCAUUGUAUAGACAAGAAAGUAGCAAGAUUUCAGCUGAGGACCUGCUUAAACUGGUAUCGGACUACAGACGAGCUGACCGGACAGGCAAAAUGCAGACCAUCCCUGGAAGCCUGGACAUUGUUGUGGACAACAUUCCCUUGGAGCAGCCAAACUGUGUAACAUCGUCCUUUAUUCCUGUCAAGCCUUUCAACGUGAUGGCUCAGUCAGAACCUACAGUGGAGGUGGAAGAAUUGAUUUAUGACUCAACAAAGCAUUGCCGACCAUACAGAGUAUACAAAAAUCAAAUUUAUGUCUACCCCAAACACCUCAAGUACGAUAGCCAGAAAUGCUUCAACAAGGCACGAAAUAUAACUGUGUGCAUUGAAUUCAAAAAUUCUGAUGAAGACGGUUCCAAGGCCGUGAAGUGUAUUUAUGGAAAACCUGGAGGGCCGCUCUUCACUUCAGCUGCCUACACAGCUGUACUGCACCAUUCUCAAAACCCAGAUUUUUCUGAUGAGGUGAAAAUUGAGCUACCAACACAACUUCAUGAAAAACACCAUCUUUUAUUUUCUUUUUAUCACAUCACAUGUGACAUCAAUGCCAAAGCUAACGCCAAAAAGAAAGAGGCUCUGGAGACUUCAGUGGGAUAUGCUUGGCUUCCUCUGGUGAAACAUGAUCAAAUAGCUUCUCAGGAGUAUAAUAUCCCAAUAACAACCACCCUGCCUCCAAAUUAUUUAAGCAUUCAAGAUUCUGCAAGUGGAAAGCAUGGCGGAAGCGACAUUAAAUGGGUCGAUGGUGGCAAACCACUUUUCAAAGUGUCAACGUUUGUUGUAUCAACAGUGAACACUCAGGACCCACAUGUGAAUGCAUUUUUCCAUCAGUGCCAAAAGAGAGAAAAAGACAUGUCUCAGUCACCUACCUCGAGUUUUGUCCGUGCUUGUAAGAACUUACUGAAUGUGGACAAGAUCCACUCAAUCAUCAGCCUCCUGCCUAUCAUCCUGAAUCAGCUCUUCAAAAUUCUAGUGCAGAAUGAGGAAGAAGAAAUCACUGCGACCGUCACCAGGGUUCUGGCUGACAUUGUGGCCAAGUGUCAUGAGGAGCAGCUAGACCAUUCGGUCCAGUCAUACAUUAAGUUUGUAUUCAAGACCAGGUCCUACAAAGAGAGAACAAUACAUGAGGAACUGGCUAAAAAUUUGAGUGAUCUUUUGAAGUCAAAUGAUUCAACGAUAGUCAAGCAUGUCCUAAAGCAUUCUUGGUUCUUCUUUGCAAUUAUUCUAAAAUCAAUGGCACAGCACUUGAUUGAUACAAAUAAAAUUCAGCUUCCCAGAGCUCAAAGAUUCCCUGAGUCUUACCAAAGUGAACUCGACAAUCUGGUGAUGGGCCUGUGCGACCAUGUGAUUUGGAAAUACAAGGACGCCAUGGAGGAAACAAAAAGGGCGAACCACAGCGUCGCCAGAUUCCUUAAGCGCUGCUUUACAUUUAUGGACCGGGGAUUCGUGUUUAAGAUGGUGAACAAUUACAUCAGCAUGUUCUCCUCUGGUGAGUUCAAGACUUUAUGCCAGUAUAAAUUUGAUUUUCUUCAAGAAGUUUGUCAACAUGAGCACUUCAUUCCCCUGUGCCUCCCCAUAAGAUCAGCAAACAUCCCAGAUCCUCUGACACCUUCAGAAUCAAUUCAAGAGUUACAUGCCUCAGAUAUGCCUGAAUACUCGGUCACAAAUGAAUUUUGCCGCAAACACUUCUUAAUCGGAAUUCUGCUCCGGGAAGUCGGAUUUGCCCUGCAGGAGGAUCAAGAUAUCAGACACUUAGCUUUGGCUGUCCUAAAAAAUCUAAUGGCUAAACAUUCUUUCGAUGAUCGAUACAGAGAACCCAGGAAGCAGGCACAGAUAGCAAGUCUGUACAUGCCUCUGUAUGGCAUGCUGCUGGACAAUAUGCCAAGAAUCUACCUGAAGGAUCUGUAUCCUUUCACUGUGAAUACGUCCAAUCAGGGAUCUAGAGAUGACUUAAGCACUAAUGGAGGAUUCCAAACCCAGACGUCCAUGAAACAUGCAACUUCUGUGGAUACAUCAUUUUCCAAAGAUGUUUUAAAUUCCAUAGCAGCAUUUUCAUCAAUAGCUAUUUCUACAGUGAACCAUGCAGAUUCCAGAGCAUCCUUAGCAAGCCUCGACUCCAACCCAAGCACCACGGAGAAGAGCAGUGAGAAGACAGACACCUGUGAAAAGAUCCCAAGGCCCUUAUCUUUGAUUGGGUCAACUCUUCGAUUUGACAAAUUAGAUCAAGCAGAAACCAGGAGUCUUCUUAUGUGCUUUCUUCAUAUUAUGAAGACCAUUUCAGUUGAGACUCUGAUUGCCUACUGGCAGAGAGCUCCCAGUCCUGAGGUGUCAGACUUCUUCAGCAUCUUGGAUGUUUGUCUUCAAAAUUUUAGAUACCUGGGAAAACGCAAUAUAAUAAGAAAAAUCGCUGCAGCGUUUAAGUUUGUGCAGUCUACCCAGAACAACGGAACUCUGAAAGGAUCCAAUCCUUCCUGCCAGAACUCAGGUCUCUUGUCACAAUGGAUGCAUACCACUUCUGGUCACGAAGGACAUAAACAGCACCGAUCUCAAACUUUGCCUAUAAUUCGGGGCAAAAAUGCACUUUCCAACCCCAAACUUUUACAGAUGUUGGACAACACCAUGAACAGCAACUCCAAUGAAAUAGACAUUGUCCACCAUGUAGACACUGAGGCCAAUAUAGCCACAGAGGUUUGCCUCACUAUUCUAGACCUGCUGUCUCUCUUCACUCAAGUCCACCAGAGACAACUCCAACAAUCUGACUGUCAAAACUCACUCAUGAAAAGGGUCUUUGAUACUUAUAUGCUGUUUUUCCAAGUCAACCAGUCAGCCACAGCCCUGAAACAUGUGUUUGCUUCUUUGAGACUGUUUGUGUGCAAGUUUCCUUCAGCAUUUUUUCAAGGGCCUGCUGACCUCUGCGGAUCAUUCUGCUAUGAAGUCCUCAAAUGCUGUAACCACAGGUCACGGUCGACUCAGAUGGAGGCCUCAGCCCUUCUGUACUUUUUCAUGAGGAAGAAUUUUGAAUUUAACAAGCAGAAGUCUAUUGUCCGGUCUCACCUACAACUCAUCAAGGCAGUGAGCCAGUUAAUAGCCGAUGCAGGGAUUGGAGGAUCUCGGUUUCAACAUUCCCUUGCAAUUACCAACAAUUUUGCCAAUGGAGAUAAACAGAUGAAAAACAGCAAUUUCCCAGCAGAAGUGAAAGAUCUGACUAAACGUAUAAGGACUGUUUUGAUGGCCACAGCCCAGAUGAAAGAGCAUGAGAAGGACCCUGAGAUGCUGGUGGACCUCCAAUACAGCCUAGCAAACUCCUACGCAAGUACCCCUGAGCUGCGGAGGACCUGGCUGGAGAGCAUGGCCAAGAUUCAUGCAAGAAAUGGAGACCUGUCUGAGGCUGCUAUGUGUUACAUCCAUAUAGCUGCACUCAUCGCAGAAUACCUCAAACGCAAGGGUUACUGGAAAAUGGAAAAGAUUUGCCCACCACCCCUGCUUCCAGAAGACACCCAUCCCUGUGGUAACAACCCAUUACUAACAACUCCAGGUGGAGGAAGCAUGUUCUCUAUGGGAUGGCCAGCUUUUCUGAGCAUCACUCCAAACAUUAAAGAAGAAGGAGCAAUGAAAGAGGAUUCUGGAAUGCAAGAUACACCAUACAAUGAGAAUAUCCUGGUGGAACAGCUAUACAUGUGCGUGGAGUUCCUGUGGAAGUCUGAACGAUACGAACUCAUCGCCGAUGUCAAUAAGCCCAUCAUCGCGGUCUUUGAAAAGCAACGAGACUUCAAAAAACUAUCUGAUCUCUACUACGACAUCCACCGAUCCUAUCUGAAAGUGGCAGAGGUGGUGAAUUCCGAGAAGCGCUUGUUUGGUCGCUACUACAGAGUGGCAUUUUAUGGGCAGGCUGUGGGAUUCUUUGAGGAGGAGGAAGGUAAAGAGUAUAUCUACAAAGAGCCUAAGCUGACAGGUCUCUCAGAGAUUUCCCAAAGACUUCUCAAGCUCUAUGCAGACAAAUUCGGACCAGACAACGUGAAGAUAAUUCAGGACUCCAAUAAGGUAAACCCCAAGGAUCUGGACCCCAAAUAUGCCUAUAUUCAGGUGACCUAUGUCACGCCCUUCUUUGAAGAAAAAGAGAUAGAGGACCGGAAGACAGAUUUUGAGAUGCAUCACAACAUCAAUCGCUUUGUCUUUGAGACACCCUUCACUCUGUCAGGCAAGAAGCAUGGCGGAGUGGCCGAGCAGUGCAAGCGGAGGACUGUCUUGACCACCAGCCACUUGUUCCCCUAUGUGAAGAAGAGGAUCCAGGUCAUCAGCCAGUCGAGUACAGAACUGAAUCCCAUUGAAGUGGCAAUUGAUGAGAUGUCCAGGAAGGUCUCUGAGCUUAAUCAGCUGUGCACAACAGAUGAGGUGGACAUGAUCAGACUACAGCUCAAACUGCAAGGCAGUGUCAGCGUGAAGGUCAAUGCUGGCCCAAUGGCUUAUGCCCGAGCCUUUCUUGAAGAGACUAAUGCAAAGAAAUACCCUGAUAACCAAGUAAAGCUAUUGAAGGAAAUAUUCAGGCAAUUUGCAGAUGCAUGUGGGCAGGCUCUUGAUGUAAAUGAGCGUCUCAUCAAGGAGGACCAGCUGGAGUACCAGGAAGAACUGAGGUCCCAUUAUAAGGACAUGCUCAGUGAACUGUCCACCAUCAUGAACGAGCAGCUCUGUCGAGGUCCGUGUCUCUACAGCUUCUGCUCCUCUGUGUCUAGCAUUUCCCUCAGCACUGUGAGCAAAAGUGAUUACGGGCAGGGACGACCCAGCAAAGCGCGGAGUGGAGCGAACCUACACACGUGUAACUAGCAAGGUGACCCCAGCCAUACCUACGGUCUCCAUCUCACCCAGUGCUGAAGUUUGAGAGGAACCCUGGGGCAUCAGACGCACCUCUCAGAGAACUCUGAAUUUUUGCAGCUAAUCUCGGGGAAGAAAAAGAUAGAUUUAAUUUAUUUGAAGUUUUUACAGUGUUAAUAUUUUUGUUUACCUCGCUAGCUUGAGAAUUUUGCCAGCCUCUGAAUUUGCACAUUUCCUAUGAUUCCUUUGUUUCCUUUGAGUGGUAUUGAUCAAACCACACUGAACAUUUGUCCUGAAAUUCCAAUGAAUGUGCAGCUUAAAAGCAAACUGAGUUUGCUCUUGGGUAUAAUGUGUUCAAUUCCAGGUCCUAGUACACGUAUUUUAAAGGUCAAAGUGAAUGUUUUUGUAACAUUUAAGCAUAUUUCAGAUGUAAAUAGAAAAUUGUAAAAUAUAUGGUUUUUAUCAAAUUUCAAAGAAUGUUUUUAGUUAAGACUUAUGAAAGUACUAAAAUUAUAUGAGUAACAUUUCAGAUAAUGUUAUAUUAAAAUAUUUGUGUAUGUGUAAAAAAGUGUUGAUAAAUACUAACCUUUAAAGUUUGUGAAGUUCUUUUAUUUGUAAUAUAUGUGCUUUUAAAAGCAAUGGUAUGUGAAAUUAUAAAAGUAUUUUGCUGUUGUUAAUAUAAAUAAAAAUACCAUUACUUUGCACUUGA
Molecule: messenger RNA, 8308 nt
Organism: Peromyscus leucopus (white-footed mouse)
Lineage: Eukaryota; Metazoa; Chordata; Mammalia; Rodentia; Cricetidae
Gene: Dock10
Product: dedicator of cytokinesis 10
Exons: 58
Coding region: 1060-7611 (2183 amino acids)
Biological process (GO): small GTPase-mediated signal transduction; positive regulation of GTPase activity; regulation of cell migration
Molecular function (GO): guanyl-nucleotide exchange factor activity
Source: RefSeq, a predicted model, not a curated record